UGAAGAUACUGUACCAGUGACACCAUCAUCAUCAGUUUCUGCUGUUAAUACUGGCACUAUGCCCAUUUCUUGUGCUAAAGAAGGUAACACUCCUAGUGCUAUUUUGAGGAUGAAUUAUGCUACUCUUGUGGAUGCUAUUACUUCUUGUCUUUACAGAGUAACACAUGAACUAUAUGCUAAAGAAUUGAUACCAAUGGAAACUGUUAAUCAUAUUCAAACAGCAAAAGGAAUAUCUGAUUUACUUAAAACUGGUCAAUUAGUGUCUGUAAUACAAAGGCAAUUGGAAUGUUCUUGUGAUCCUCGUCAAUAUCUUAUUGAUACUUGUCAUGUACUAAUGAAUCAGCGUCACAAAUCACUGGUAGAUAUUACUACUUCUAUAUUCCUCAAGUUAAAAGUACAUGUACAUGUAGGUCAAUCUGAAACAGUUGUACCUUUUUGUUCUAUACCUGAUGAUGUUCGACUGUAUGCUGACAUUAUGAGAAAUCAAUACAAAGGUCAACCUAUUGUUGCUACAGACUGGCCACCCAGAGUUGGAAAAGAUUUCUUUGGAAGAGUUGCAUUAAUUGAAAAGGAAGAUGAUUUGACAGAAAAGGAAUCUGCAUGGCAUCUUUUAAGAGGAAAAGUUGACAAAAUAAUGAAACUUUCUGGAAACAAAGAGGUUGAUGUUAAUGAUAUUCUUCGGCCCACAACUAGCCUGAUGUCUCUUAGGAUAUUGAUUGACGGUCCCCCUGGUAUUGGCAAGACAACACUCUGUCGUAAAUUGUUACAUAUGUGGUCAAAUGAAGAAUUUGUAUAUCAACAAUACGACUUGGUACUUUACUGUCCUUUAAGGAAUGCUAAAAUGUCAGCAGCUGCUACAUUAGCUGACCUGUUUUUGUAUAAAAGUCCUAAAGUUUCAAAUGUGGUAGAGUGGAUAUCUGAUAAAGAGGGCGAAGGACUUUUAAUAAUCUUUGAUGGUUGGGAUGAACUAAGGGAACAACUUCGACACUCUUCAUUAGCUGCUAGCAUCAUUCGUAGAGAGCAAUUGGACCGAUGUUCAGUAAUUGUUACCUCUCGUAGCUAUGCCUCGUCUUCACUUUUCAAUAUGCAUUCUCUUAGUAGACAUGUUCAAGUCAUUGGAUUUUUGGAGGGUGACAUUUCAACUGUAAUAAUACAGACACUUCAAAAAGAUGCAAAACUAGCACAGGAGCUUAUUGACGAAAAUUCAGUUGUAAACAACAAUACCAGGCAUUACAAGCCAGAUGUUUCAACUACACAUAGCAAUAAGGACUCACAACAAGCUAUUAAGCUCAUUCAAGAUCUGAAAAUACGAGGUGAUGUCAGAUCAUUGUGUUAUGUACCACUUAUCUGUUCUAUGGUUAUCCUCGUGUAUCGUAAAGAAGAGGGACACUUGCCUACAACACUUACUCAAUUAUAUGAGUGCUUUCUCCUACAAACUAUUAGGCGACAUGUAAAUAAGCGGGAAAUUGAUCCAUAUACUUUAUGUAGCCUUUCUUCAUUACCAUCACAAUUGAUGAAAGCUUUACAGGAAUUGAGUCAAGUAGCAUAUAUAGGCCUUGCUAAAACAACAAUGACCUUCUCUUUACAAGAUUUACAAGAACAUUCACUGAUGAGUGAAGCUACCAAAGAAGACUAUCUUGGAUUAAUGACAACUUUCUUAGAAUAUGAUGAAAAGAAGUAUCAGUUCCUUCACUUAAGUAUACAGGAAUUUCUAGCUGCAUGGUGGAUAGCUAAACACAAGAAGGAGACAGAGGAUGUGUUUAAGGAUCACUUUGAUGAUGAUCACUUUCGAAUGUGUCUAAGGUUUGUGGCUGGCCUAACACACCUUGAACAUGAAAGGUAUCAGCAGUUUUUUGACAAAAAAGUUUCCUUAGUAUGUAAUAGAGAUGCAUUGUUUGGUUUUGAGUUUCAAAAUCGUUCUACUUUUUAUAAAAAUCCUGAGAUCAACAUUUCUGUAUUUGAUGAAUACAUACCUUCUGAUGGUUUUAACAUUUCUUUCAUUCUCCUUCUUCAAUUUCUGUUUGAAUCACGUAACGCAAGUUUGUGCCACAGAUUAACUCUUUCUAUUGAUAAGCAGUCACUGUGUCACUGUAGAAAUAAACUAUCAAUGUUUGAUUGGUUGUGCCUUGGCUACUUUGUAAGCCAUUCUGGUGCAACAUGGAAUUGUUUGCAUCUGGAGGAUUCAUAUCAUCAGCCUUCACUACAUAUAUUUGUUAAUGCUUUAUCCGAUAUGCCAUUAGAAACUCAAUGUAAAAAGUUUGAACUUAAGUUUCAUAGGCCUACAACUGAAUUGUUGCAAAAGUUAUUUCGAUCAUCACUUUUAUACAAUAUGCAGGAGUGCUAUUGUUUUUUGGAUAGUGGCCAUUAUGUACCAUCUCUUUUACUGCUACAAUUUCUCCAUCUUCCUCAGUUAAAAAUAUUGCAUGUUACGAUGUAUCUUCCUAAAGUACCACAUAAUGUGAGGGAGUACACUGAAAAAUGCAAUGAACUAGAGGAAUGCAUAAAAAUGAAUGUCACACUGAAAGAGAUAAAAAUUGAUUUAAGAGGUAACCACAGUCAGAGAAAUUGUACCAUGGCUAGUAUUAUUAGAGGAGCAUCAGACAACAGAUCAAUAAAAUCAUUGUCACUAUCACUUGAUUUGGGAUCAUCUGCAUCAGGGGACAAUUUUCCUUUUCUUCCUUUGCCUGAUGGAGUAAUAGAGCAAUUACUGAAGAACAACAACACAAUACAAGCUCUUUCACUGAACAUACCCGACACACUUGAGCCAUUAUCGCUAGACAUAUUAGAAGUGAACAUGCCUCUUACUGCUUUAGAAAUUGGAGAAUUCUUCAUUUUUCAAAAAUGUAAACUAUUGUCCAUCCUUCGAAGAAUUAAUGGCUUACAUUGUCUGAUACUAAAUAGACUGAAUUUUUCAAGUAGAUUAAUAUUUCACUCUCACCCUAGUCUUCAGACACUUUGUUUAGCAGUUGAUACAGCUAAAAAGGCUAUUGAACUUUUCACCAUUUUACGAACCAACAUAACUUUGAAAGCUUUGAGUGUGACUGUGAAGGAGAAAACUAUUGAGGUAGGAAAUAGUUUAUGUUAUAUGCUAACAAAAAAUGUAACGUUGCAAUACUUUCAAAUAAAUGGCUCCAUUUUGUGUGAAUUCUUACCCUUUUUGUCUGAUGGUAUCAGACAUAACACCACUCUUCAACACUUUAGUGUCGGCUACAUUGAAUUGUCUGUUAACAAACAGCUAAAGAAUCUUUUUGCUGUCAUCUCACAAAAAGACAAUCUAAAAGAACUUCAAUUACAGUUCAAAUUAAGUAUGUCAAGCAAUCGAUUGAGUCAAGCUGCUCAAGAAGAAAAGAAAACAAAAAUGACAGCACUAUUUUUUGAACACCUACUUCCUGAUGUUACAAACAUGCUUCAGUCACAUAAAACAAUCAAGCUAUUGGAUAUAAAUUGUUCGUCUCUUAAUAAUUCAUUCCAGCCUUCAUGGAGUCAAGCAGCACACUGUUUCUAUGAUUCAAUAUUUAAUCAUCCAUCACUUGAAUAUAUUAAAGUGGGAUUCCCUGCUCCUUCUUAUCUUAAAGAAAUUCUUGAAGAUCAGUUGAUUAUACUGAAUGAAAGACACAAGAAGGAACAACCAUUAAAAACAGUUCCUAUGAUAAAUUUAAACUAACUGGUACAUGUACAUGUAUGCCACUGUAUGUAUACAUGUAGUUACAUGCAUUUUAUUUAGGAUUUGGUACAUGCAUUAAUGUUUUUAAAAAACUUUGAGUGUGGCUGCAAGAAGUAAGCAUGGAAAUUAAUGAUUGAAAAGUA
Messenger RNA from Amphimedon queenslandica, 3807 nucleotides. RefSeq lists its product as uncharacterized. Bases 59 to 3664 code for a protein of 1201 amino acids. The record is from RefSeq and is a predicted model, not a curated record. The transcript has 3 exons. NCBI's taxonomy places the organism in Eukaryota, Metazoa, Porifera, Demospongiae, Haplosclerida, Niphatidae.